Columba livia (rock pigeon) is the source of this 2183-nucleotide messenger RNA. It is a transcript of the gene PSMD5, whose product is annotated as proteasome 26S subunit, non-ATPase 5. The coding region runs from base 56 to 1570 and encodes 504 amino acids. Lineage: Eukaryota; Metazoa; Chordata; Aves; Columbiformes; Columbidae. Gene Ontology annotation, biological process: proteasome assembly. The record is from RefSeq and is a predicted model, not a curated record. The transcript is spliced from 10 exons. Gene Ontology annotation, cellular component: cytosol.
GCGCGGCCGUUGCUAGGCGCGGUGGGCUCUCGCGAUACUUCCGGGCGGCGCCAAGAUGGCGGAGGCGGUGUCGGAGCUGCUGGAGCGGGCGGCGCGGCGGGAAGCGCCGCUGGAGGAGCUGCGGGCGCUGCGCCUGGCCCUGCAGGCCGUGCCGCCCGCCGCCCUCCGCGCCCGCCUCAGCGACCGCCACCUGGCAGCGCUCUUCACCCUCCUCAGCGUCAAUGACCGGGAGCAGGUGUCCGCCUGUGUUUCUAUCCUGGAGAGGCUCCUGCCGGCCCUGGACCCGCUCUAUGUCAUCCAGAACCUCCGAGAAGAGCUCCAGAAAGGGCUUUUCCACCCCGAUGACUCCGUGAAGAUCCUCAGCAUAUCUCAGGUUGGGCGAAUUGUUGAAAAUUCAGGUGCCGUUACAGAAAUUCUCAACAGUCCUGAACUAUUACGGCAAAUAAUAAAUUGCAUUGGUGGAGAGAAGAUAGCAGUGGCUAAAGAGGCCAUCAAAUCUCUCUCAAGACUGGCGCAGACGCAGGAUGGCUUAGAGGCUUUAUUUGUGAGCAGUUUGUUGAGUGACUUGAAAAAUGUCAUGGCAACAAGUGAUGUUGUUCGCUACAGAGUGUAUGAGUUAAUUGUUGAGAUUUCUUCAGUAUCAGCAGAAUCGCUGAAUUACUGUGCAAACAGUGGGUUGAUAUCGGAGUUAAUUGGAGAGUUGACUGGAGACGACGUGCUGGUCAGAGCUACGUGCAUAGAGAUGGUGACCUCGCUGGCCCACACUCCACAUGGGCGCCAGUAUCUUGCUCAACAAGGAAUUAUCGAUAAAAUUUCAAACAUCAUUCUUGGUGCAGAGUCUGAUCCUUUCUCAGGCUUCUAUCUACCAGGAUUUGUUAAGUUUUUUGGAAACCUGGCUGUUGUAGACAGUCCGCAGCAGAUCUGUGAGCGAUACCCGGUCUUCAUGGAAAAAGUCUUUGAAAUGGCAGAAAGUCACGACCCGACGAUGAUUGGAGUGGCUGUGGACACGCUGGGCGUCCUGGGAUCAACUGUGGAAGGCAAACAGGUUCUGCAGAAAGCAAGAAGUCGAUUUCAAAAUCUGUUAAACAGAAUAGGGCACCAGGCAAAGAAUGCUCCCACAGAAUUACGGCUUCGCUGCUUGGAUGCGAUUUCAGCUCUUCUUUACUUGCCUCCGGAGCAGCAGACCGAUGACCUUUUACGAAUGACUGAAUCGUGGUUCGCAUCCCUGUCUAACCAGCCGCUGGAGCUCUUCAGGAGCAUCAGUACUCAGCCAUUCCCUGACCUCCACUGUGGGGCUUUACGGGUAUUUACCGCUAUUGCGAAUCAACCAUGGGCCCAGAAGUUGAUGCUUGACAGUCCGGGAUUUGUGGAAUACAUUGUAGACAGAUCUGUGGAGCCUGACAAAGCUUCGAAGGAUGCCAAAUAUGAACUGGUUAAGGCCCUUGUAAACUCUAAAACAAUUGCGGAAGUCUUUGGAAAUCAGUAUUACUUGAGGCUUAGGGCUUACUUGCAUGAAGGCCCUUACUAUGUUCAGGCAGCUUCUACUACAGCCGUGGAAGGAGCAGAAUAAUAUCUUUGGUGUCUUGGUUCCCCUUCUUACAAACCAUGUUACUGAAAUAGGUGUUAUGGUGUAAGGUGUAAAGACUCCUCGUGCUGGAGUCUUUUUAGGGGAAUGUGGAGCACUUUGACUCUAUUCGAAAUUAGAGUCGUGAGAGCAAAUCAAAACCUCGAGGGCACAGCGUAAUUUCCCAUAGGAUGUCAUGGCAGAAGUUCUCUGUGUACUGUCGUGAGACAGCAAACCAAGGCGAGCGCUCUGUCACCUGCCGACUCUUAUUUUGCAGAAUUUAUCAGUGUUUAGUUAAACUGUUCUUGGGUUUGGAGUUUCUAUCAUGUUUUCUCAGUAGAUCACUGUUCAAUUAAAACAAACAAACAAACAAACACCAAACCACCUCGAGGUUUGUAACCUCAGAUGCUGCCGUAGUCUCUCUUUCUCUCUUUUUAUUUUUUUAUAUCUGCCAAAUUGGUACUCACAUGGAAUGUACUCUUGUAGUUGUAUUCUGUCAGAAUCCCUGUCCGUGGGAAUAAGUAGCAUUCUGUCCACACGAGGGAGUACGAACUGGAUUCUCCUCUGUUGCCAACUUGCUGGAUGCGAAUCUUGCUUGAAUAAAUAAUCCUAAACAUUG